GCCUAGGCUGGGGCCGCGGCGCGGCCGCCGCUCAUUGUUCGGCGGCAGCGCCGAGCGCUCGCAGCAGCGCCGAUGGCACCGCGCAGCGCCCGCGCCCCGCAGCACCGGCGCACCCGGGAGUGCUGCAGCCCGCCAGCGCAAGAUUGAAAAAGCUUCUUGAACAAGAGACAGUGUAUCAGGCAAAAAAAGAAAAGGAAAACAACAAGAAAAUAGCUAAACUGAAAGAAGAAUUGACGAAACUGAAAUCCUUUGCUUUAAUGGUAGUGGAUGAACAGCAAAGACUCACUGAGCAGUUGAAUCAACAAAGUAAAAAAAUUCAAGAAUUAACCACUUCUACAGAACAAGCACACGAAAAGCUGACUUUUGCUGAGGCAAAAAUUCAAGAAGAGAAGCAAAGAUCCAGCAGGCUGGAGGCUGAAAUUCGCUCCCAGAGCAGUAAGGGUUCCCAAGACCAAGAAGCAAUGAUGGCCAAACUAACCAAUGAAGACAGUCAGAAUCGCCAGCUCCGGCUAAAAUUAACAACUCUCAGCCGGCAAAUCGAUGAGCUGGAAGAGACCAACAAAUCUCUGCGAAAAGCAGAAGAGGAAUUGCAAGACCUAAGGGAUAAGAUAAAUAAGGGAGAGUGUGGGAAUGCCACACUUAUGAAUGAAGUAGAAGAACUUCGGAAACGACUGCUGGAGAUGGAAGGAAAAGAUGAAGAGCUCAUAAAAAUGGAAGAUCAGUGCAGAGAACUUAAUAGAAAGUUAGAAAAAGAAGCAUCACAGAGCAAGAGCCUUAAAGGGGAAGUUGAUAAACUUAAUAAAAGAAUUAUGGAACUGGAGAAACUAGAAGAUGCUUUCAACAAGAGUAAACAAGAAUGUUACUCCCUGAAAUGCAACCUAGAAAGAGAAAAAAUGUUAACAAAACAGUUGGCCCAUGAGCUGGAUGGUUUAAAAGCUAGAGUUGGCGAGCUUGAAGCAAUUGAAAGCAAGUUAGAGAAAACUGAGUUUACACUUAAAGAAGAUUUAACAAAGCUGAAGAGUUUAACAGUGAUGCUUGUGGAUGAAAGAAAAACAAUGGGUGAAAAAAUAAAGCAAACAGAAGAAAAGCUGCAAGCUGCAACUUCUCAGCUUCAAGUGGAACAAAAUAAAGUCAUGUCGGUUACAGAAAAGCUGAUGGAGGAAAGUAAAAAGGCACUGAAAUCAAAAUCUGAUGCAGAGGAAAAAAUGUCCAGUGUUACAAAAGAAAGAGAUGAACUGAAAAACAAACUCAGAGCAGAAGAGGAGAAAGGAAGUGAUCUUGUUUCCAAAGUGAAUAUUCUAAGUAAAAGGCUUCAGUCUCUGGAAGAUGUUGAAAAAGAGUUUCUUAAAAAUAAACGUAAGGAGAGUACUAAAUCUAGCACCUCCUUGCAGCAGGAAAACAACAUAAUCAAAGAGCUUUCUCAAGAAGUUGAGAGGCUUAAGCAGAAGCUCAACGAAAUGAAGUCUGUAGAAGAUGAUCUUAUGAAAACUGAAGAUGAAUUUGAGUCUCUAGAACGAAAGUAUGUUAGUGAACGGGACAGAGCCAAGCUCCUCUCAGAGGAGCUGGAGGCUGUGAAAAUGGAAUUGGCGAGGUAUAAAUUAACAGAAAAGGCAGAAUCCAAUCAGGAGCACCUUUUCAAGAGACUCAAAGAAGAGGAAGCUAAAUCGAGCCACCUUUCCAGAGAAGUAGAUGCACUGAAAGAGAAAGUUCAUGAAUACGUGGCAACAGAAGACCUAAUCUGUCACCUGCGAGGUGAUCACACAGUCUUGCAGAAGAAACUCCUCCAGCAAGAAAACAAAAACAGGGAGUUAGCAAGGGAAAUGGAAAACCUCACAAAAGAACUGGAGAGGUACAGAUCCUUCAGCAAGAACAUCAGGCCCGGUCUCAAUGGAAAGAAAAUUCCAGAUGUGCAAGUUUUUUCUAAAGAAAUCCAAACAGAUCCAGCCGACAAUGAACCACCCGAUUACAAAACCCUCAUGCCUUUAGAGCGAACUGUCGUAAAUGGGCAGCUCUAUGAAGACAGUGAUAACGAGGAGGAACAAACAGUGUCUUUCAAAAGCAACUCGUCCACCACAAACGCCGCAAACAAAAAAUUAUGGAUCCCUUGGAUGAAGUCCAAAGAGAGCCAUCCUCAAAAUGGAAAGAUACACACGAAGCAAAAUGGAAACUGUGCACAGACUGGAGAUCUAGUGCUAAGCCAUACGCCUGGCCAACCCCUUCACAUAAAAGUAACUCCAGACCAUGGACACAACACAGCAACCCUUGAAAUAACCAGUCCUACCACUGAAAGCCCUCACUCCUACACAAGCACAGCAGUUAUACCCAACUGUGGCACUCCAAAGCAAAGAAUAACCAUUAUUCAAAACGCCUCCUUAACACCUGUAAAAUCAAAAGCAGGAGAAGGUUACAUGACCCCAGAGCAUGUAAUUUCUCCUAUUACUAUGACUACUUAUGCAAGAUCUCAGACUCCAGAAUCAUGUGGUUCUUUAACUCCUGAAAGAACAAUGUCCCCUUUGGCUUUACCAGGCUCAAGUUCUCAGGAACAAACACUCUCCUCGGAGCCUUUGGAAAUGGGAGCCAAGCAUGCUGUGUUUAGAGUAUCCCCAGACAGGCAGUCAUCGUGGCAGUUUCAGAGAUCUAACAGUACGGGAUCAAGUGUAAUAACUACUGAGGAUAACAAAAUCCACAUUCAUUUAGGAAGUCCUUAUGUCCAAGCUCUCACCAAUUCCAAGCCCAUCAGCCCUUGCAAUGCAGUGCAAGACAACAGAACUCCACCUCUAGCUAAUGGCCUACCCACUAAGCCCACCAAUAAAAUCACCAGCAGUAUUACUAUCACACCAACAGCCACUCCUCUUCCACGGCAAUCACAAAUUACAAUUACCAAUACGUUCCGUCGUUCGAUCCCAACUCGGAUCCCCAAACCCAAGCCUGCAAGCACAACCAAAGCACCUGGCAAAACUCCUGCUGGGCACCUCAACAAACCACUCCAAGACAGCCCUUCUGGAAAGAUACGCAUUGUAAGGACCGUGUCUAAAGCGUGCCUUCAAAGUGGAGGGAGAAGAGUGCAUUCCAACAGUCUAAAUGGCUCAACUGAUAAUACGUGGGAAAACUCCUUACACAUAGGCGUUUCUUUAAGAACUGCCAAAUCCUAAUUCCUAAAUAAAGCAAAAGCUGGUGGUGAUCACAGUGCCAUAGCCAGAACUGCAAUCCUUCUGCUGAAGCAAGGAGAGAUUCUGAUGCAUUCAGUUACCCGAUUUUUCCCUUUCAUUUCACAGCUAAAAGUUUACCUUAAGCACUGAGACAGUACAACACAUUAGCACUGCUGUGUGACUGUUUUUGCAAAUCCACAAGAAACCUAUGCCUUUCUCAACAGCUUCACAAGAAAUUCUCUGGAAGUACUUUAAAAAGUUUUAAAAGAUCAAUCUACUGAAAAAUUAUUUCAGCUGUGUCCUACAAGACACACCUGUGUUAAUAUGGAGACAAUAAAGAUUGACUUUUCCUCAGUAAAAAGGAAAGGCUUCCCAUUGUAUUCACUAAAUCUGCAGCUAUCAAGUUCUGAGAGUCUGUACCAUGUAUGCUCAGAUCCCAACACAGCUCACAGAAGCCCACCACUGCAAUCAGCAGAAUGAAUGUACACUGAUGGGAAGAAACCUAGAUUUCAAAAAGCAGCUGUCAGCUUGGCAUGCUUAUCAGAAAGAUCCUCAAGUACUGACCAAGUUCUAUCACAAGGAACAGCAAGUCAUUGAUGAGCCAAAAAGGAGAAACAAACCUCUUCAU
Prinia subflava (tawny-flanked prinia) is the source of this 3777-nucleotide messenger RNA. RefSeq names its product filamin A-interacting protein 1-like. Lineage: Eukaryota; Metazoa; Chordata; Aves; Passeriformes; Cisticolidae. The record is from RefSeq and is a predicted model, not a curated record. Bases 258 to 3152 code for a protein of 964 amino acids. The transcript is spliced from 4 exons.